Diuraphis noxia (Russian wheat aphid) is the source of this 525-nucleotide messenger RNA. RefSeq names its product acyl-coenzyme A thioesterase 13-like. The record is from RefSeq and is a predicted model, not a curated record. NCBI's taxonomy places the organism in Eukaryota, Metazoa, Arthropoda, Insecta, Hemiptera, Aphididae. Gene Ontology annotation, molecular function: fatty acyl-CoA hydrolase activity.
ACUCGUGAAGUCGUGAGUCGACCAAGUCAACAAAUUACUAAAAAAUAAAAACAUAAUUUUCAUAAUUUUCUAAUAAAAUAGUUAAUAAAUCAAGUUUGUAAUUUGUUAAAACUAAUAUUAUUUACAAAUUGAAUAACAUAAAUUACUUUAUGCUUAGAUACUUUAAAAUUUUCUUGCAUAUACUUUGUUAAUCAGGAUUUAUUAUUGAUUGCACAAAAUACUAUAAUGAAUAGUAACAAAGUGUUAGAAUCAGUAAGAAAAAUUUUAAACUUUUCAAUCAAACAUAAUGGACAUGAUAAAAUUUUUGAAAAGGUGAAUAUAAUAUCAGCUGGAAAUGGCCAAUGUGUUGCUGAGAUGGUUGUUGAAAAACAACAUACAAAUGUAUUUGGUACACUACAUGGAGGUUUUACAGCUUCUGCUGUAGAUUUUUUGUCGACUAUGGCUGUAUUGACUCAUCCACGAGUUGUUUUUAAUAGAAAAAAUGAAUCCGAAAUAGCUAGGUCUAGAAAUUUACGAAUUCAAUAA